This is a messenger RNA of Acanthopagrus latus (yellowfin seabream), 9111 nucleotides long. It is a transcript of the gene col4a4, whose product is annotated as collagen, type IV, alpha 4. Gene Ontology annotation, molecular function: extracellular matrix structural constituent. The coding region runs from base 547 to 5532 and encodes 1661 amino acids. Gene Ontology annotation, cellular component: basement membrane; collagen trimer. The transcript has 47 exons. Lineage: Eukaryota; Metazoa; Chordata; Actinopteri; Spariformes; Sparidae. The record is from RefSeq and is a predicted model, not a curated record.
GGAUUCUGACUCUGGUUCUGAUUCUGAUUCAGAGUCAACCAGCAGCCGUCCUGCAGAGUCUCAGAGGACGAGGAGCAGGUUCUGAACCAUACGUACUGAUCAGGACUCGGACUGCAGCAGGACGAUGAGCCGGACCGUCCUCAGAGCUGCAGGACAGACCUGACGUCCAGAAGACAGACAGCGACCCGACUGGGUGAAGUGAAAUUCUGCUGCUCUUCUGUCUGCUGCAGCACGCUGCUUUUAUUUUGAAAAUGCGGAUCCCGUAGACCGGAAGUGUGUGCACCUGCUUGCGGCAGCUUUUACCAGGUGCUGAGCUGACUGGGUGCAGCGGAGCGCCGCCGCGUCACUUUAGCGGAUAAAGUUGAGAGUUUCCGUGUGAGUCGGACAUGAAGAGCGCGUGAAGCUGCGGACUGAGCGCGAGACCUUCAGGACGACCAGCUGCGGCGGAGCGUCAGAUCAUCCUCAUUGGCUGAAAAACAGCUGGAGGCGGAGUCAGAGUGACAGGGCCGUGUAGUGGGAGGGGCUUCCUCUGAGCGAGAGGACAAGAUGCUGCUGACUUCCUGCUCCGCCCCCUACAGCUACACCUGGCUCUUGUGCCUCCUGAUGGUCCUGACAGCUCCUCGUCCAGCAGCUCUCGGGGGUGACGAGUCGGAGCCGUGCGCCGGUCGCGACUGUUCCAACUGUCAAUGUUUUCCAGCCAAAGGAGCGAGGGGUCCUCCAGGUCCUCUGGGUCGACAGGGCCCUCAGGGGCCACCAGGCUUUCCAGGACCCCAGGGGCCUCCAGGAGAGAAGGGCCACAGAGGAGAUGAGGGGCCGAUAGGAGCAGCAGGACUGAAAGGAGACUUGGGAAGUGUCGGUGUUCCAGGUUUUCCAGGUCUAGAUGGAAUCCCGGGUCACCCGGGUCCUGCUGGAGGACCUGGUUUUCCAGGUCUGGAUGGAUGUAACGGAACCAGAGGAGAGAGAGGAAAACCCGGCCUUCCAGGAGAAUAUGGACCUGAUGGAGAACCGGGUUUUUCAGGACCGAAGGGAUUUCCAGGAGACCCAGCGAUCUACUUCAUACAGUACCCCGGAAUACCUGGAGACGCUGGGCUGAGCGGACUUCCUGGUCUGCAGGGUGAACCUGGUCUCAGUGGUCCAACUGGAGAUCCAGGUCCUACAGGGGAGGACGGGACCAACGGUCUCCCUGGUCUGCCUGGCUCAAGGGGCCCACCUGGAGAAAAAGGUCGAUCUCUUCCUGGACAGAAAGGAGACGAGGGGGAUCAGGGUCUCCAGGGGCCUCCAGGGCCGUUUGAGUAUGUCGACCCUCCAGAAGACCUGUAUAUCAAAGGAGAAAAGGGUCCUCGAGGUUUAAAAGGCGUCUGUGGAGUUCAGGGACUGCCGGGUUUGGAUGCUCUUCCAGGCAUCAAAGGAGAGAAGGGGAUUCUGGGAUUUCCUGGACUCAGAGGACGUACAGGUAACCCUGGACGUCCUGGAGAGAGAGGAGUCAAGGGGAUUCGAGGAAGUCCGGGUCUCCCUGGUCUGAUUGGACGAGAAGGCCCAAAGGGCAGGAUGGGAGAUCCAGGUCCUAAAGGCCUCCCUCGGGCUGCAGACAUCACACACAUAGGUGAUGUUGGAGACUCUGGAGCUUCCGGACUGAGAGGCCCUCCAGGAGACAUGGGACUGAUGGGAAUACAUGGUCCCAAAGGAGUCCCUGGCAGAUCCAUACCUGGACCUCCGGGUACUGUGGGACUGAGGGGAGUACCAGGAUUCAAAGGGGACAAAGGAGAUACGGGUCAGGUAUAUGAAGAUGGACCCACACCUGGAGAACCUGGAAAAAAAGGACAACCUGGACUCAGAGGACUUAAAGGAGAACCAGGGAUUCCAGGAGGUUACUGUCUACCAGGGGCUCCAGGAAAGUCUGGAGAGCCAGGUGUACCAGGGCCCCCAGGUGCCCAGGGCUUCCGAGGGUUCAAAGGUAGUCGUGGUGACUGUGCUUGUGGGCCUCCUCUUGAACUGAGGGGUGUUCCAGGCCCUGUGGGUGUCUUGGGAUCUCCAGGGUCUCCAGGAGUCCCAGGGGCUCCGGGGCUGAGAGGAGAUAAAGGUUUGCCUGGAGAGACAGGACAAAGAGGAGAGCAGGGUCUGGGUGGAUUUCCAGGUGUCAAAGGGUUCAAAGGUCAGAGGGGUGAUUUCAUUGUGGUGGAUAUUAAGGGUGGCAAAGGAAACAGGGGCCAGCAGGGCCCAUCAGGCAGACAAGGAUUUCCAGGGAGAAGAGGACUCGAUGGCCCCCCAGGGACCCCUGGUGACCCCGGCCCCCAGGGUGAAAGUUUCUCCAGCUUUCCUGGAGAAAGAGGCUCACCAGGACUCUCAGGGCCAAAGGGAUUACAAGGAUUUUCAGGCAUUACAGGGCCAGGUGUGGUCGGAGCAAUAGGAGAGCGUGGUGCCCCUGGAGAACCAGGACCUCCAGGAAUCCCUGGCCCUCCAGGAGUGAAGGGGGCUAAAGGUGACACACUGCCCUGUGCACCCAGAAACCCUGGAGCCCCGGGACAGAAGGGAGACAGUGGAAACGCAGGUUACACAGGUUUUCCAGGACCUCCAGGUUUCCGUGGCAUUACUGGACCUGAUGGAACUAAAGGAGACAAAGGAGGUUCUGGACUUCCUGGAUCGCCUGGACGACAAGGACCUCCUGGUUUUGUUGGAGAUACUGGAGAAGAAGGACCUGAAGGAUUCAGUUACAGUGGAGAUCCAGGCGCUCCAGGUCUCCCAGGCUCUUCUGGGCUGAGGGGUCCAGCAGGAGACUCUGCUGUGGGAUUCUCAGGACCCAUCGGCUUCCCAGGACCAACGGGCUCUCAGGGACCUAAAGGAGUCCCUGGACCCCCUGGCAGUAUUGGAAUACAAGGAGCCAUAGGUCUGGGUGGUGGCCCCGGACCAAAGGGACAGACAGGACAGGAUGGGGCCCCGGGUUUAACUGGCCCAGUGGGGCCCACACCUGACUUCUGUGAUGCUGGAAAACCUGGUGCCAGUGGCCUAUUUGGCCCUCAGGGACCCAUUGGACCCCCAGGUUUUUUGGGGGAGAAAGGUGAGCCUGGGGCAGAGGGUCCUCCAGGUUUUGGCCCUCAAGGCCCAGAAGGUAAACCAGGCUCUCCAGGUUUCCCAGGGUACACAGGGCUACAGGGCCCCUCUGGCCCAAAUGGAGACCCAGGACUACCAGGACCCAGUGGUCUUAAAGGUCUGAUGGGACCCCGGGGCCAGGAGGGCUGGCCAGGACCACCUGGAAAGACUGGGGCUCCUGGAGUCCCUGGGCGGAAGGGGGACAUAGGGCCCAGUGGACAAGAUGGAGCUGCAGGAUGUGAAGGUCCAAAAGGAGAGAAAGGAUGUAAAGGGGUCCAGGGGCCUCCAGGAGAUACCAACAUUAUCCCCAUCAAAGGAGACAAAGGGAAACCAGGACCCCCAGGCAUCAACGGCUUUCCUGGACCACGAGGAGCUAAAGGUGUACGAGGAGCUACUGGUAAGCCAGGGUAUCCAGGCAUCAAUGGAGCCCCUGGCAUCGUAGGUCUACCAGGACCCGCCGGGCCUGUCGGCAAACCAGGACCUCCAGGACCACCUGGUCAAAAAGGACCUGCUGGAUUUGUUGGCUUCCCUGGAGAGACAGGAGAUCCAGGUGACCCAGGAUGUCCGGGGGAACCUGGACAUCCCGGUUUCCCAGGAUGUACUGGACCUAAAGGUGAUAAAGGAGACUCUGUCGGCUGUGCGGGUCCAACUGGAGAGAAGGGGCCUACUGGAGAUUACGGGCCUCCAGGACCACCUGGACCUCAAGGUGAUCCAGGAACACCCGGAUUCAUUGGUGCUCCAGGACAGAAAGGAUGCAAAGGAGAUCCAGGCUAUCAGGGGCAACUGGGUGAACCAGGUGUGAUCGGUCCCUCAGGUCCCAGUGGGCGCCCAGGUAUUCCAGGUCUUCCUGGUAAAGCAGGGGCUGAUGGUCCUCCAGGACUGCAGGGCUGCCAGGGUCUCCAAGGUCCUCCUGGACCGCUGGGACUUCACGGACUAGAUGGACUGAAAGGAGUAAAGGGGGACAUGGGCACCAGAGGUCUGGGUGUGCCAGGUCCUGAAGGUUGUAAAGGUCUUCCAGGAGAUAAGGGUCCUCAAGGUCAUCCAGGAUACCCUGGCCCAUCCCAGCCUGGACCAAAAGGACCCGCUGGCCCCCCUGGACCCAAAGGCCCCACAGGUGGUAGUGGACCUCCAGGUAAUCCUGGACCAAACUGUAAGGGUCCAAUUUCAGGGCCUCAAGGACAUCCUGGUUGUGCUGGACCUGAUGGAGAACCAGGGUGUCCUGGUGAGAUGGGGGAUCCAGGUCGGAAUCCUCCAGUACCUGGAGAUGAAGGGGACAACGGGCACACUGGGUUCCAGGGGCCCAAAGGGUCAAAGGGACCUAGGGGGCCUCCAGGAGAGCCAGGGUACCCUGGAAAUCCAGGAGAGAAAGGUAAGCGGGGGUCUCCAGGUCUGAUGGGACUACCUGGUAAUCGGGGUCCUGACGGUUAUACCGGUCCCAGUGGGCCUCCAGGACCAAAAGGAUGUGUUGGACCAGCUGGUCCAAAGGGGGAGAAGGGACGAGUCUCCCCCUGCCCAACUUAUGCCCCUGCCCAAAAGGGCCCCAGAGGACCUGCUGGCCCCUGUGGAGAGGUUGGACAUCCUGGGCUGCAGGGAGAAAACGGCCGUAGAGGACCCAAAGGCAAGAAAGGGGACAUCGGUUCUAAAGGAUCAGAAGGCGAUCACGGUCCCCCAGGUCCAAAUGGACACAAAGGACAACCAGGCCCACAGGGGGAGAAAGGAGCAAUAGGCGACAAAGGUGAUCCUGGUCCAAAGGGUGAGAAGGGUGACAGUGGACAAGAUGUAAAAUUGACCUCCGGUUUCCUGUUGGUAAAACACAGCCAAACGAUGGAGGUUCCCCUCUGUCCACACAAGAUGAGGGUCCUGUGGGAAGGAUACAGUUUGCUGUAUCUGGAGGGGCAGGAGAAGGCUCACACUCAGGAUCUGGGUCAGGCGGGGUCGUGUAUGCGGGUCUUCUCCACCAUGCCGUUCUCUUCCUGUAACAUGGGAACCUGCUCUUAUGCCAGUCGGAACGACAAAUCCUAUUGGCUGUCGACGACGGCAGCUGUCCCCAGUAUACCGGUGGACGGAGCUGCUAUUAGAAAUUACAUCAGCCGCUGUGUGGUGUGUGAAGCGCCCUCUUCACCCGUCGCACUGCACAGCCAGAACUCCGGAAUCCCACCCUGCCCCCGCGGCUGGGUGAGCCUGUGGGACGGAUACUCCUUCCUCAUGCAUACAGGUGCAGGUGACGAGGGCGGCGGCCAGUCUCUGACAUCAUCAGGUAGCUGUCUGACAGACUAUAGGGCCCAGCCCUUCGUGGAGUGUCAGGGGCCCCGAGGAACCUGCCACUACUUCACCAACAUCUAUAGCUUCUGGCUGACCACCUCCAACAACUUCUCCACCACGCUGACUGGGAGCCGGCAGCAGAGGGAGAACAUUGGGAGGUGCAAUGUCUGCAUGAGGGAGUGAGGAGGAGCACCACGUCCUCCUCCUCCUCCUCCUCCUGCGUGAGGGAGUGCAGAGACGCUCCACUUCCUCCUCCUGCAGACUCUGAGAGGACGGACAGGACCAGAAUCGUUUGUUUGUUUCUGUGAGGACAGACUGUCAUAUUAAAGAUAAUGCUGCCAAUCAAUUGAUUAAUCAAUCAAUCAAUCCAUCAGUCAAUCAAUCAAUCAGUCAGUCAGUCAGUCAGUCAGUCAGUCAAUCAGUCAGUCAGUCAGUCAGUCAGUCAGUCAGUCAGUCAGUAGACCCUGUUCAUGAGAAACACUCACACUUGUUAUUCUGUCUUUUAACAGACGGAUGUUUGAACUGAGGUUUGAGUUUUAGGUGUCACAGUAGAAUCAGCUGCUAAAACAACGUAAACAUUUUGAUAUUAAUGUUAUUUUCACGGGACAAAAUAGUUUUCCUUCAGCUCCAUUCAGACUGGACUCGAUUCAGAUUUUUUAACCCCCAUUACAUCCAGAAUUACAGCCUGACUGACUUCCUGUUUCUCUGUGAGGGAGCAACGUCCCUGUAGUUUAAAGUGGAUAUCUUAGUUCUGCUUGUUCUUCUAUUUUAUGAGAUAUCUUUUCAGCUCAGUCUGAAAAUAAAGGAGGUACAUUUUUUUCCCUCAUCUGGUAUUUAAGAACUAACAUAACAACAAAGACCCUUUAAAAUGAACAUCAGAGAUUUUAACACUUUAUGUCUUAAAAAUAGAAACAAAUUCAGGCAUCUUUUCAGACAGAUGCAGUGAAAUAUGUUUUGAACCAGAAUUACAGACAUAUUCCUGCAACAUUUCUGAUAAAAUGACAAAAUCACAGUUUUGGAGGAUGAAAGUCUGAGAGUGAAUGUGGUCACAGCUGCAGGACAUCAGAACAAGACCGGAACCGUCAGUGAACCAAAGAAACGCCACGAUCUGCUCUAAAGUCCGCCGUGUUAACAUUUCCCCCAAACCAGCCGUUUCAGUGUAUUUCAUGUUGAAUCACCUGUGUGACUGACAGUAACAACAGAAGAGAUAGUUUUAAUGUAUUAACAUCUGAACUGAACCCCAAAAGUAUAAAAUCAUGAUGCUCUUUGUCUGCUGAUCGCACUUACGUGACUGUGAAUAAUUCUGCCCCCCAGUGGACAUAAUGUUGAAUUAUUAUUUCUUUAGUAAUCUGGAUUAUUGUCUGUAAGAGAAAUUCUCUUUGUCGAAGUCUGAGAGUUGCUAAUUAUCUGAAGAACGAUGACUCAGAUCUUUUUAACUGACAACUGACAACAGGACUGAGAUACACAGCUCAUGACAUCAUCAGUCACAUGUUCAUGUUGAUACGACGGCCAUUUACUGUGACACAACAGAGCGACUGACCUGCCGUCUACACUGAGUCCUAAAUCCAUAAACUUCAGUUCACACAUCUCUCUCUCUCAACGCAUCUUUUACAUCUGACAUCCGCCUCAGACGCAGCGUCUUCGUUCACCACUGGGAGGCGCUGAAGUGAAAGUAUUAUAAUCACGCACAGCGAGACGCCACGAACAAAACAAAACAGAUUCAGGGAAAUGAAUGAGACGUAGAAAACAACAGACGGAGCUGUUCUGUUCAGGUUGAAGCAGUAGAAGGACUGUGAGGUCAGAGCCCACUAUUGAUUGAUGAUUGAUUUAUCAGUAACUUGUGGAUGUUGUGAAUGACUCGUUAACAAUGAGGUUCAAACUGUGACAUUGAUUAAUAAGUUUAUCCAGUUGUAUAAAUUAAAUAGUUCAGCCACGUUAAAGAGUUCCAGAGCACCAAACCAGCCAAUCAGAACUCAGUGUUAACUCAUUUAUUUACACGGAUUGUUCAGUCCCAGUUUGAACUGACUGGUUUUCAUUUGUGUUUCAUAUUGAGUGUGUUUAUUACUGUUUCUAUGCAGAGGACAUAUUUGUGCUUUUAUUGUGAAAAAACAAAUAGCCACUCCCAUUACAACCUGAUUGGUUGGUGGUAUUGACACGACAUUCUGUCCUCAUGAGAGAAAACAAGGAUGGACAUCUGAGUGAUCUUUAGCCCCGCCUCUAGCCCGCACUGACAAUGCAUUCUGAUUGGUCAGCUGAGAGGCAGUGACUGUAUUUUAAUUGGUCGGCUGAGCAGCAGUGACAGCGUGUCAUUGGUCAGUCAGUAUUUUGUGAAUAAGUAGGGACAGGAUCGUGUGAGAAGCUGUGAAUAUAUCUGACAUUAAACCUUGAAACGUGUUUUUGUUCGGGUUUUCUUCGGGCCCGGCGUGUCGGAGCUCCUCCCUCAGCUCACCUGGUUCAUGUUCUUAUUCAUGGUUUUAAGUUUCGCUGGAAAGACGAGAAGAUUUAACACAGAAAUAUUGAACUCAAACUUCCUUUUACACUAAACAGAUGAGUGGUGACAAUCAACAUCUCAACAGGAUGAGCUGCAGCACAGAACCAGGACCAGCGCCAGGACCAAGACAGUCAGAACCAGAACCUGAUGUUCUGUUUUAUCUUCCACCUCAAUGAUUUAAUGACUCUGGUCAGUCACUGCUGUUUCUUUGUGUUGUAGAGUUCAGUUGAAUAUUCACGUCUGAUGAUUUCAGGUUAGUUUCAUAUAAAAACUAAUCGUCUGUUUUUUUUACAAAGUUAACAAGGUGAAAACUUUUAAUUUGGAAAACAUGUGACUUCCUGUUACUCUUCCUUUAACUUAGGAAACAUUUUGUGAAAUCUUCAGUGGAGGUUUUGUGGUUCUUUUGCCUCCUGUUUUAGUCUCUAAUCCAGGUCCUGGUCCUGGUCCUGGUCCUGGUCCUGUAUAAUCUCUCUGUGAUUUGUAAAUAUGUUUGAACUCGACCGUUUUAUAUUUUUACUGUAAAUGUCAUCAGAGUAUUUAUUUAGCUUGAAAUUAAUGUUGGUGCUAUUUGUUUUUUGUUCAUUUUUAUUUUAUUUUGGUAAAUGAUCACACGGUGAAACCCCGCCCCCUCUCCUCCCUCCUACAAAAUAAAAUCCUCAACACAUUAAUGAGGUUCUGGACGAGCAGGAGUUUGUUUUUAAUGAUCUGACAGUUUAUCAGGAUGAAAACUAAAUUAAAAAGUACCAUUGUGUGGGACUUUCAGCAGUUUCAUCAGUUGGAUCAAUAGGCCCCGCCCCAUCGACAACAGACUGUGAUGUCAUAACCUUAAUGUCAUAGGCGUACAGGUUCUUAAAUGUGUUUGAGAUGUUUUCUAUUCAGUUUUUUUGGAUAAGGAUGUGAAGGCCUCAUUAUUUCAAGAUUAAACAAGCACUUUUAGUUGAACUACAGCUCCCAUGAUGCUUUGAGAGGAGGCCUGUGUUUAGUACUGUACUUCGACCAAACUAAACUGUCGGCUUUGGUCGUUCCUCGUUAAUCUGACAGAAAACCCCUGAGGAGAUUUGAAAAAAACACUGAUUGACACGAGAAUAUCAGGUGUUUAUCAAAGUGGGUGGGGCCUAAGGAGGGGUCACUGUGACAUCACUGUGUUUUCAUUGUAUUUAAAUCUGUCGGUGAUAUUUUUAAUCUCUGUAGGAGGAAACUUCUCACUAACACCUGAAACAUUUUACUCUCUGUGAACGGACGACUCUUCAAUAAACUGCAUCAAAGCUCCA